AUGACGUCUAAAACUGAUAAUCCUCCACCCUACGAGGAUGCACUGCACCAUCCUAAGUAUGGAAACUACCCCCACCAGCCACAGCGUGGCUCCCCUCAUCCACCACCUCCGUCUUACAGCCCCAGUCCGGGCAUGUACCCAGGCGUCUACCCGCCAGCUGGGAUGUGGGCAGCCUCUGGCUUCUCUGCAUCUGGGAUGCCGACCACAAUACCGACUCUGUCUGCUGGAGUGCCUCCAUCCAACCAAGGAGACAUGGACGAUCUUCUGAGCACCCAGUGGGAGAGCACAUCUGUUCGGCAUGCCUUCAUUAGAAAGGUUUACUUAAUUUUAACGGCACAGCUUGCCGUCACCUUUUCAGUUGUUGCUGUCUUUACAUUUGUGGACCCAGUGAGGCUAUUCGUCAUCAAAUACCCGGGCAUCUACUGGGCAUCUUUUGUGGUCUAUUUUAUGGUUUACUGCAUUCUCGUCUGCUGCAAAGAGCCGAGGAGGCGUUUCCCAUGGAACCUUUUACUGCUGGGAAUAUUUACUCUCGCCUUGUCUUACAUGUCUGGGACAAUUUCGAGCUAUUAUGAAACAAAGGCAGUGUUUCUCGCCAUGGGAAUAACCGCAUUAGUUUGCAUAGCUGUUACGAUCUUCUGCUUCCAAACCAAGGUGGACUUCACCUCCUGCGGGGGACUUCUCUGCAUCUCCUCCGUUGUGCUCAUGAUCAUUGGGAUCGUUACAGCUGUCGUCCUCUCCUUCCAAUAUGUCCCGUGGCUGCAUAUGCUCUACGCCGCAAUCGGAGCCAUCGUUUACACUCUGUUUUUAGUAUACAACACCCAGCUUCUUAUUGGAAAUCGGGAGUCGGCCAUCAGCCCAGAGGAGUACAUCUACGGAGCGCUCUCUCUCUAUAUUGACAUUGUUCACAUCUUCCUCUUCAUCCUUCAGGUCAGUGGCGCUGCUACUGAGUAA
Messenger RNA from Cyclopterus lumpus (lumpfish), 951 nucleotides. Its product is annotated as protein lifeguard 3-like. Lineage: Eukaryota; Metazoa; Chordata; Actinopteri; Perciformes; Cyclopteridae. The record is from RefSeq and is a predicted model, not a curated record. Gene Ontology annotation, biological process: negative regulation of apoptotic signaling pathway. The transcript is spliced from 11 exons. Bases 1 to 951 code for a protein of 316 amino acids. Gene Ontology annotation, cellular component: membrane; endoplasmic reticulum; Golgi apparatus.